Messenger RNA from Phycomyces blakesleeanus NRRL 1555(-), 987 nucleotides. RefSeq lists its product as hypothetical. The transcript has 4 exons. The record is from RefSeq and is a predicted model, not a curated record. The coding region runs from base 1 to 987 and encodes 328 amino acids. Lineage: Eukaryota; Fungi; Mucoromycota; Mucoromycetes; Mucorales; Phycomycetaceae.
AUGUAUACCAAAAAACAUGUUGAGAUGAAAAAUUGCUCUAAAUAUCCACAUGUAACCAUGAACUUUCACACAAGGGUAUUCAGGCACAACCUUGACAGCAAGAUUAAACUUAAUGCCUCUUAUACAUCAGAACAACUUGAGAAUUAUAAGACUGCACUGAAGAACUACCUGAGACACAUUCUCAUCGAGUCCAACAAAGAUGUGUUCUUAAGAGCAAUUGAAGAUUUUAAACUGAUGGUUCAAGAUCAACCUCAGUUUUUGAAAUAUUUUGAGAAGAAAUGGACUAAGAAUGAAGAAUUGUUGCGAAGAUGGGGGCGCCCAUGCGUUAGCCAACAACAUCAGAGAUAUCACAAUCAACUCAAGACAAUCUACUUUGGUCGUGCAUGCAUCAGAAGAUUGAAUCAACUGAUUUUUAUCUUGACAAAUGAUGUGGAGUUCUAUUUUGAACAAGAGGUUGAGCGUAUUCACUUCAACAAUAGUAAGAUGGGUCCCAUUGAUAAUGAGUUAGCAAGAAAUUCUUUUGUUGCUUCAAAAAUCCAAAAUGACAUGCUCCCUUCCAUGAUUCUCAACCCUUUGGGUGAGACUGGUAACAGCAUAGAUGAUUAUAAUGGUGAGUGGCAAAUAAGAUCUUUUGUAACAGAAGAUAAGUGUUUCAUCGAGCAACGGGAGAUAGCAGGAGUGGUAUUGAACCAACAAAACACUGUAAAUGCAAACGAGAACGAAGUUGAGGAAGAAGUAGAGGAGGAAUUAGAGAGUGGAGAUACUGCUGAAGAUAGAGGUAUAUAUGUCUUUGAUGAAAUUGCAGCUUAUUCUGCAACGAUGUAUCAUAGCUUUGAAGAUCUUCAAACUUUGAAGACAAUUUCUGGCUUAGAUCAAACAAAGGCAGAUCUUAUAAAAAGAGCACUCACAGAUGCUGUGAGUUUGAUGGAUGAAUAUAGAAGUGAGAACCCUUCAUAUUUUAGAAACUUGAAUACUCAGAGAAAAUAA